Triticum dicoccoides is the source of this 984-nucleotide messenger RNA. Its product is annotated as protein RKD1-like. The record is from RefSeq and is a predicted model, not a curated record. The coding region runs from base 364 to 774 and encodes 136 amino acids. Gene Ontology annotation, molecular function: DNA-binding transcription factor activity. Lineage: Eukaryota; Viridiplantae; Streptophyta; Magnoliopsida; Poales; Poaceae. The transcript is spliced from 3 exons.
UGCCUUUGUUAUUGCUAUAAGUUGAUCCAGUUCUUCUUUCCAUGCACCAGCUUCUGGCCUUAUGGGCCAAGUGUUUGGCAUGAUAGUUACCUGCUUGAAGAGGAGGCGCUCCUCUGCACUCUACCCUUCCCGAGCUACGGCUGCCAACCAUUGUGCUCUAUCAGCCCCGCUGUUGCGCAGAGCAGCAGUCUGCAAGCUCCCUGUCUUGUUCCUUGCGACACAGACGAGCUGGAUACAAGCUUUGAUGAUGAUCUGCUGAGGUGCUGGGAGGCUAUAGAGCAAUCUGAUGACAGCACAGAAGAGAGUGGGAAGGGGUUGCCACUACUGUGUUAUGGCGAGGUGAACGGAGCAGCUUCGAACGCCAUGAGAGCAGACCGCGUUAGAUCAGAGAGGGUGCUGACAUUCGAGCUCGUGUCGCAGUACUUCUACAUGCCGAUCACGCAGGCGGCUCGAGAGCUGAACGUCGGGCUCACCGUCCUGAAGAAGAGGUGCAGGGAGCUUGGGAUUCCCAGGUGGCCGCAUCGCAAGCUGAAGAGCUUGCAGACCCUCAUCAACGACGUCGAGGUCCUGCAGGAGGCAGGCAAGGCGAACGACGACGGGCAGCUGAGGGCGAUGGUGGAGAUGCUGGAGCAGGAGAGGCGGCUCCUGGAGCAGAGGCCGUACGUUGAGCUCGAGGAGAAGACGAAGAGGCUUCGGCAGGCCUGCUUCAAGGCCAGCUACAAAAAGAGACGGCUCUUGGCUCUUGAACCUGGGGAGGCUUCCAAGUACUAUUGAUGCAGAGCGUCUCGCAUAUAGUAGUAGUAUAGCCCAGCCCAAGUGUUUCUUCCAUGUUUUAUUAGAGUCUGGUGCUUUUCAGUUUCUACUAUGCAUCCCUGUGCUCUGGGAGAAGAACACAAAUUGUGAUGGCAGAAGAAUUAUGGCAAAAAUUACUAGUUCUGUCAAGCAUGUGAGGCACUAUAUAUACAUGGAAAACGAUUCAGAUCA